Molecule: messenger RNA, 1698 nt
Organism: Mesorhabditis spiculigera
Lineage: Eukaryota; Metazoa; Nematoda; Chromadorea; Rhabditida; Rhabditidae
Source: the annotation of a GenBank genome assembly
AUGCAUAAGAAAGUACACAACGGCAUUCUUCGACUUCUUGCUCUUUGCUUUAUAAGAUGUAUUAAUGGGCUCGUCGAGAUGCCGCUUGAAAUCGACUAUCAGAGCGGCCAGCAAACGCUGGAUGACACGAAUCUAUGCUCGUAUGACAGCCACAGCUCGCGGCAAUCCCUACAGACAUUAUGUGCUUGUAUCGGGGGCGGUAGUCGAGCGCUACUAUUGCUAUCCGACAAUCGGCUUCUUACAGCCGUUUUGUCAGCAUUCGCUCGUUCUCGCGCCAUCCCUGCGUUCAGCAUUUCUUCAAUCGGCUCGUCAUGGCCUAAACGACGACUGUUGAAUCGGCGGUGGGCAGUCUUUCUCGGCAAUUCUGCGCAAAAUUUACCGGGCGCCAUUUCCUCGAUGGCCCACCACGAACGGUGGCGCAGGAUCGUUGUCUUCUACUCUGACGUCGCAGAUCUGCAGGCAGUUCUCAGCUUUAGUUCCGAUGGCCACAUUUAUCCGUUUUACACGACAAUUUUCUAUCAAUUUGAUGAGCGCUCCCAUCGCAGCCCACCUCACCUAUUUGGCAGCACCAAAUUUGUCUUUUGGUUACCAAUCCACCGCCGUCUCAUCGCUCCAUCUUCGGUUCUCGCCUUUCUGGGCCCGUUGGCUGGCCCGGUAUGGCUGCUGCUUCUCUUGUCUUACUUGGCGACAGCGCUUACACUGUGGAUGUUGGCCAGAAUCUCGCCAAUUGAACGAUCGUCUCAACGGCGAUCCGUCAGUUUCGGUGAUGCUCUGUGGUUCCUAUACUGUUCUUUGAUGCAGCAGUCCUCGAUGGUCCCCCGCGGCAUGUCAACUCGUCUGCUGUCAUUGGUUUGGUGGUUAUUCGCCUUGAUGCUAGUUUCAUCCUAUACCGCCAAUCUGGCCGCAACUGCGACGGCAAAGCGCAUGGAGACCCCAAUCGAAGGCGCCGAAGAUUUGUCGAAGCAGUCUCGCAUACGUUACGGUACAUUGAAGAAAGGGUCGACGAUGACUUUCUUUAACGAAUCAAAGAUAGAGACCUACGAGCGCAUGUGGAAAUCGAUGAGUGAAGAAGGCGGUCGAAGACUGCACGAAGAGUAUGCAUAUUUAAUGGAAUCUUCGAUGCUUGAGUAUGCCGUGGAAAGACAUUGCGAUCUGGCGCAGGUGGGAGGUCUGAUCGACCAGAAAGGGUACGGUAUCGGACUACCGAAAGGGUCCCCCUAUCGAGCACAGAUAUCACGCGCCAUCCUCCGAUUACAGGAAAAGACCAUCCUCACCGAGCUGAAAAACAAAUGGUGGAAAGACAAAUCGCAUUCCUGUGGAGCACCAAUGAUGGGCGUCGAUGAAGAUGGAGGACCGGUAGCCGGAUUGGCCCUAUGCUUGCUCGGCGGUCUCGUCUCCUCCACAGUAUUUGCCAUCACCCAAUUCAUCGCUUCGAUCUGGCCGCGCGAUGAGACACCGAUCCAAUCAGCCCCCACAUUGUCCGCUUUACUGUCAGUUGCCGUCCUCGGCAUCAAAGCACCCGGGGAGGUGCGUCGCAAAUUUGGACGACUUGAUGGUGUCGUCGAGGCGGCCGACCUGGAAGUCACCAAUUCUGUAUUGGGCCGACAGCGGACAAAACGCGCCGAGUCCCUGCCGACUAGAAAAGACCGCGUCCGGAAACGGACUCUCACACCGGCAGACAUGAAGGCACUUGGCUUU